Drosophila montana is the source of this 5246-nucleotide messenger RNA. It is a transcript of the gene Hasp, whose product is annotated as Hig-anchoring scaffold protein. The record is from RefSeq and is a predicted model, not a curated record. The transcript is spliced from 16 exons. Gene Ontology annotation, molecular function: peptidase inhibitor activity. Gene Ontology annotation, cellular component: extracellular region. The coding region runs from base 151 to 5058 and encodes 1635 amino acids. NCBI's taxonomy places the organism in Eukaryota, Metazoa, Arthropoda, Insecta, Diptera, Drosophilidae.
UUCGCCAAAGUGUGCAGACUGCAGUUUUGUAAACUCCGCUCAUAAAUCGCAUUAAAUUGUUAUAACUUAUUAAUAGAGUAUAUUAAAUUUGACAGAUGUAAACCGCAUUGAGAAAAACACACAGAAACGAGUUAAAAUACGGUUUUCAAAAUGAAUCGUCUGCUGCUACAAUGUCUGGUGACCACGAUUCUGGUCUACAAAGUCAUUUCGGUGCCCACCGGCCAGACGACAGUGGUGAGCGGACAGACCACCACGGAGAUACCGCAGCAGGAUGAUGACGAUGACGACUGGGACGAGGGCGAUGAUUCGCUGGAGUCCGAUGAUGAUGGGCGCGUCUAUAAGAAUCCGCGCAAUUCGCCCUCGACGGAGUGUCCGCGGGAUGAGGAGCAGGCCACGCUGCUGGGCCAGAAAUGUUUGCGCAAGUGCUCCUCGGAUGAGGAUUGCAAGAGCAAGAAAAAGAAAUGCCUAUGCGAUGGCGUCUGCGGCAAUUCCUGCAUCAAGCCGGAUCGUGAAUGUCCGGAGCUAGCGCAACCCAGUCUGGGACAGGUUACCGUGGCGGGUCGUCACUUCGGUGCUCGCGCUUCCUAUUCCUGUCCACAUGGCUACCACGUGGUGGGCCUGCAGAGCCGCCUCUGCCAGGCCGACGGCAACUGGGCCGGCGCCGAGCCAGCCUGCAAGCAAAACAUCUACUGCCUAAAGCCGCCGCAGAUUGAGCACGCACGCAACUCGGCGCUGCCGGAGCAGGAGACCUUCGACCUGGACUCAACGGUUCAAUACCAUUGCUAUACGGGCUAUGUGACCAACGGGUUUCCACGUGCCAAGUGCCUGGCCAUCGACAAUCUGGCCAGCUGGUACGGACCGGACAUUCAGUGCGAACCUCGUUCCUGUGGUCAACCGCCAGAUCCGGCCUAUGGCUGGCACGCCGGGGAAUGCUAUACGUACGGCUGCAAGAUAACCUAUAACUGCGGCACGGGCUACGAGCUGGUGGGCAAGCACGAGCGCUACUGUCAGUCGGAUGGCUCGUGGACGCCCAAGGAGCUGCCGACCUGUGUCUUGGUCACUUCUGUGGUCUGUCCCACUCCGGAGAAUCCCAAAAACGGCAAGGCCACGUACACAACGUUGGCCUACAACUCGGUUGUCAGCUACGAGUGCCGCUAUGGCUACACCUUGGUGGGCGAGAGCUCCAGCCGCUGUGGAGCCAGCGCCAAGUGGAGUGGUACCGUGCCCAGCUGCAAGGAGAUCAACUGCGGACAUCCGGGUGUGCUGUACAAUGGCUGGAUCGAGAAUAUCGAGGCGGGCACCGGCCUGGGCGCCAGCAUCAUCUUUCGCUGCCAGCCGGAAAUGCUGAUCAACGGAUUGGGCUCGAGUGUCUGUCAGAUCGAUGGACGCUGGCGCAACGCCUUGCCCGAGUGCCUGGCGCCUUGUGUGGUGCCCACCAUAUCGCAGGGCUUCGUCAUACCCAUUGAGAUAACAACCGAUGAGAAUGGGACUACGAUAGUCGCCGCCACGACGACCACAACGCAAUCGCCCACCCAGAUUGUGGGCGGCGUGGAGAAGGUCAGGCACGGCACAGCGCUGGAGGUCAAGUGCGAUGAGAACUAUGAGUUUCCCGUAUCGCUGCUGAGUCCGCCAACCUGCAACAAUGGCACCUGGAGCAUCAUACCACGUUGUGUGCCGGCACGCUGCAAGAGCAUGCCCAAGCCGCCGAAGCAUGGCAUGGUGAUGGCUCCGAAGACGGAGCACGGCAUGAAGGCGAGGUUCAAGUGCAAGGAUGGCUUCAAGCUGGUCAGUCCCGAGGGCAGGGACAUCACCGAUCCGCACGACUAUGUGCUAACGUGCUCCUUCGGCAACUGGACCGGCGAGACGCCCAAAUGCGAUGAGGUCUUCUGCUCGUUUCCGGGCUACAUACCCAAUGGCAAGGUGCUGCUCGUCGGCAAUAUGGGACUCUACGACUAUCGUCCGUAUGUCAAGAAGAUUGUCAACAACAAGCAGAUCAUGUACGACUGCGACAAGGGCUACGUCCUGGAGGUGGGACCGCCCGGCGCCACCUGUGUCGGCGGCAAAUGGCGUCCGUUAGAUCUGCCGCAGUGUCUACUUGGCCAGCAUCCGCGUUUGCGCUGGAAUCGUCGCCGCCGGCGCUCCUUGCAGCUGCGCCAGCUACGCUCCGUCUAUCUGCUGCGGCGUCAGCGCCAGCUCCAACGCCAACUGGACGAGCACAAGGAAAUCGCACGGGCGGCUGGGACGUCGGGUGAGCGCGUUAAGCGCAGCGCCUAUCCCAAUCCCAAUCCGAAUCCGUCGGACAUUGAUGUGGCCUACUCGAAGUACUAUCAGAAGAUCAAGGAGCGCUACCUGCGCUAUGUGCGCAAGAUUCUGGGCCACAAUCGCCUGUACAAGCCGGUGCACGUUCAGGACGGACGCUGGUAUAACCAGUACAACAAUCCGGAGCUGGUCAUGAUGCGCAAGGCCACCCACAAGUGGCGCAAUGCAGCCGACGGCGAUGACUACGGCGACUUGAACGAGUAUCGUGGCGGUGUCCUCACCUUGCCCAACAUAAAUCAGAGCUCGCGUUACCGCUCGUCGCACAGCUCCAAUGAGGCACCCGCGCCCGCAGCCGGACGCCAGUUGUCCAGGAAUACGACACGCGCCCUAAUCGAACAGCUUAAAUCUCAGAUUGUGCGUCGUCGCCGCAAGCGCAGCAGCUCCACGGCGUCCUCAUCCGCCACGCUGCCCGACGCCGACCUGGAUACGAGUGAUGGCGGCGAGGCGAGCAGGGCUGCCGGCGGCAAGCGGCUGCGUGGUCCUUGCGAGGAUCUCGACUGGGAUUCGUUUGCCAAUAUAACCACGGUGCGGCCGGGUAAGGCGCCGGGCAGAAACUCGGUAGGGAUUAUGCUGCAUCUGGAAUGCAAUGCGGGCUUCAAGCUGAACAUCAAAGGCGAGAAUGCGACGGCGCGUUGCAUCCGCGGCAUCUGGAAGCCGGAUACGCCCAAGUGCAUGUCGGCCCCGUGCCUGGUGCCGGCCGUGGAGCACGGCAAGUACUACAAAGUGGAGCCGCACACCAAGGAGCUGAGCGAUACGCCCUCCCUGACGCUACUCUCCACCUACGAGGAGAUCCAGUCCAAUGAGUUUAUAACUCUCGAAUGCGAGGAGGGAUUCAACAUUCAGGGAUCCGCCCAGUUGCGUUGCGCCCAUGGCUCCUGGUCUGUCAACGCCUUCUCGGAAUGCACCUCCCUGCCGUGCACGCUGCCCAACAUACCCGGCGUCAUCUACGAGGGCGGCUAUCGCGCUGGCCUCACCAUUGGCCACGGCAGCACGGUCAGCGUUCGCUGUGAACUGUCCACCAAUGCCAAUCCCAUCGAGAUGUCUUGUCUGAAGGGCGUCCUCACGCCGCCCAGUAUACCCUGCGAGUCGGGCCUACGCAAAUCACGUGAGGAGCUCGAACAUGCCACGCCCACUUCCACAACGCACACUAAAAUCGAGCACGAGCUGGAUGAGCUGCAACAUCUGCACGAUAACAACACCGAUGACCACGGAGAUGAGCUGAAAAUGUGCGGCCAUCCCAGCUUGACGGACGGCGCCCUCGUCUACAAAAACGCCGACCAUGCGGAGAUUGAUCCCGCCUACGAGAGCGGCACAGAGAUCUACUUCAAUUGCAUACCCAAUGCUGCCGGCGAUCGUCAGACCUGGCGCAUCAUAUGCGACAACGGGCAGUGGGUGGGACGCUCCUACAACUGCGAGAACGGCACGUGCUUGUUUAAGAACAACGAAGCGAAUGUGGUCAGCUUUUACAAUGAUCUGGAAAUUAGAGAGGACGUCGUCGAGUUUCCCCCAGGUGCUACUAUUAUAUCCAGAUGCGUGGAUAUUGGCAAGUUCUCGAUGACGGGCAGCCACGACCGGACCUGCAUACACUCGGAGUGGACCAACACGAAGCCCGUGUGCUCGGGCCUCAAUCAGGAAAAUGAUUAUGCCAUGGAGAAGGCGCCCACCAUACUGUUUCGCCAUCAGAACGGACCCAUCGCCCAGAGCAACGAUGGCAAGCUCAUUGUCUAUCCGGGCACCACGCUACACAUGGAAUGCCUGUGGAUGCGCCGCUUUGGUAAUCCCAAGUGGAAUGUCAGUCAUGUCUACAAAAACUAUACGGAGGGCUGGGUGACGGAGGCGGAUGAGGGACGAGAUUCAACGCUGGAAUAUCGCCUGAGCAUAUUCGAUGCGGUGGCCGAGGACUCUGGCACCUACGCCUGCAUGACACCCGCCCGACAUGAGCACGCCGUUGAGGUGGUCGUCAAGGAAAUUAAUUGCCCAGAGAUACCCAUACGGCGCGGUUUGAUAGUCAAUACGAACGAUACGAAAUUGAGCACACGCGUGCUGUUGUCCUGUUCCAAUGGCAACUCGUUGAUUGGCGCAUCGGAGCUGUUUUGUUUACCCAGUGGCAAUUGGAGCGCGCUGUUGCCGGUUUGCGAGAGCGUGGAGUGCGGCGAUAUACCGCUGAUGCCGAAUAAUGUUAGCUCACCGCGCGUUUCCGUGCUGUCGCGUGAGGUGGGCGGACGGGCGGCAUUCUCCUGCGCCACGGGUUACGGAUUGCGCGGCCCAUCUGAGGCCAUCUGUUUGCCUACGGGCGAAUGGGCGACACCGUUUCCAACCUGUGUCGAAGUGCAAUGCGAUAAUCCUGGUGCGCCGCAAAACGGUUACGCCCAGGGCUCGGCACCAUAUCGUGCCGGCGAUGUGGUCCAAUUCAAUUGCAACCCGGAAUACAUGAUGCAAGGUCAGCCAAUAAUUGCCUGUCAGGAUAACGGACGCUGGUCGGGCGGUUUGCCCAAAUGUGUGCAGGCCUGCUCGUAUCCGGGCACCGCCAUCAGUGGUCGCAUGUCCUCGGUCAAGUUCUACUAUGCCAUUGGCGAGAGCAUUACCUUUACCUGCGAUGCAGGCCUCGAGCUGCGCGGCUCAAAGGUUCUCAAGUGCAUGAAGAAUGGAAAAUGGUCGAGCGCUAUACCGACUUGUGUGGCAAAUGAUGGGCCCGCCGGCGCCGUCGGUACUAAUAAGCAUUUGGCAACCAUGGGUUAAGCGGAGUUUGAAUUGAGUUUAAAAUCAAAGUGAUACUAAUACAUAUGUACUUACUAAUGCACAUUCAAAAAAACAGACACGUGUAUACUAAUUGUGACAUGUACUUGCAAUUCAACAAUAAUUGUAUUUGUAAUUGUCUUGCGUCGUCAUUUUACUAUCAAUAAAUGUUCAGUCAAAUAUAAUACAAA